AUGGUCAAUCUGAAUGCUGAUCUAGAUCGCGUUCCAACUAAUCAUUCUGGUCUAUUCCGUCCGACCCAGUAUGGAGACAACCUUGGUGUUGACCUUCCAGAGGACCAAGUUGCCAGGGCUGUCAGACGUCACCUUAUCGACACAUCUCCUGCCUCUUCCCUGUACGGAUCAUCUCCUCGCCAGAGUAUUGCCGGCAGCAUCAAGCAAGCUGCGGCAGACGAUGGUUCCGACGACAACCAGUCUGGAUACUCUAAUCCUCCGAUCACCAGUGUCCACCAAUUGCCAGGCGGUUCCAUUACCCAUGAUAUUUACAAAUGGUCAGAGGCCCAGGAAAAUGAACAGGCUAGUCGUAACAAACGCUCAAAGUCCUUAUCCUUUGAUCGUCCACCCGCAGAUCCUGGUUUUGCCAACCUCAAAGAUCCCGGAGGAUUCCGUCGCCAUUUCAUUUCUAAAAAAGCCGCACAACAAGGCAAACGCCCCCCUCAUUGGAUGACAAACACAUUUGUUGAUUUCUUGGCUUUGUACGGUCAUUUCGGUGGUGAGGAUCUUAGUGAUGAUGAAGAUGAAGAAGAGGAUAUGGCUGCAGAACGCCGCCGCCGCCGCCGAGAUUCUAGACGCCAUACACUAACAGGAGAUGACGAGCUUUCGCCGUUGAUCCGUCAAGCUCAGGAGAAUGCCCCCGAAGGUACAGCCACACCAUCCAAGGCUGUAUUCUUGCUUUUAAAAUCAUUCAUUGGCACUGGUGUCAUGUUUUUGCCCAAAGCGUUCUCCAAUGGCGGUCUAUUUUUUUCCACGGUGGUACUGAGUGUGAUUGCUAUUGUGUCUCUUUACAGUUUCCUCUUGCUGGUCGAGACACGUAACAAAGUGCCGGUUUCUUUUGGUGAUAUUGGUGGCCUUUUAUUCGGUCCUGGAAUGCGUAUGGCCGUUUUGAUGGCUAUUACUGUGUCUCAAAUUGGGUUUGUCUGUGCUUAUAUGGUCUUUGUUGCACAAAGUCUUCAGGCAUUAGUAGAGUCCGUCUCCAAUUGCAAGACAGACAUCCCGCUGGCCUACCUGAUUCUGGGUCAGAUUGCCGUCUUUGUCCCACUUGCAAUGAUCCGGAAGAUCCAGAAACUUUCGGUGUUUGCUCUCGUUGCAGAUGUGUUUAUCCUUCUUGGUUUGGUCUAUCUGUAUUAUUAUGACUUCUUGACUCUUGCUCUUCAUGGAGUUGGAAACAUUGAAUGGAUGGUCAACACCAGCUCAUUUCCUCUCUUCAUCGGUACUGCCGUAUUCACCUUUGAAGGUGUCGGUCUGGUUAUUCCAAUCACUGAGUCAAUGAAGGAACCCAAUAGAUUUCCUAAGGUCCUCUCAUACACUAUGAUCUUCAUUACCCUUUUGUUUCUCUCCGUCGGUUUCAUUUCUUACCUUGCAUUUGGUGAAGAAGUCCAGACCGUCAUCUUGCUUAAUUUACCCCCAGGGCCUGCAGUAAACACCAUCCAGGCCCUUUAUGCAGUCGCCAUCUGUCUGUCAAUUCCCUUACAGCUCUUCCCCGCCAUCCGUAUUGUCGAGACCGGCCUUUUUACCCGAUCAGGAAAACACGACCAGAUUGUUAAAUGGCAAAAGAAUGGAUUCCGAUUUUUGACGGUUCUGGUGUGCGCUGUGGUGGCCAUUGCUGGUUCGGCUGAUUUGGAUAAGUUUGUGUCUUUGGUCGGCUCUGUAUGUUGUGUCCCACUCUGUUUCUUCUUCCCUCCAUUGUUCCAUCUCAAAGGAGUGGCUCGUUCAUGGACCCAAAAGACCAUUGAUAUUACUAUUAUCGUCUUCGGCUUGAUUGCAAUGGUAUAUACCACUUUUAUUACCGUCUCUCUCUGGUCCGCAGAAGGUGAAGGUGCUGCGCCAAUUUCAAGAUGCACACCCCCUGGUCAUUAG
Molecule: messenger RNA, 1902 nt
Organism: Phycomyces blakesleeanus NRRL 1555(-)
Lineage: Eukaryota; Fungi; Mucoromycota; Mucoromycetes; Mucorales; Phycomycetaceae
Exons: 5
Coding region: 1-1902 (633 amino acids)
Biological process (GO): amino acid transmembrane transport
Molecular function (GO): amino acid transmembrane transporter activity
Source: RefSeq, a predicted model, not a curated record